Molecule: messenger RNA, 581 nt
Organism: Paramuricea clavata
Lineage: Eukaryota; Metazoa; Cnidaria; Anthozoa; Malacalcyonacea; Plexauridae
Source: the annotation of a GenBank genome assembly
AUGUGUUUUAAUUAAUGUCAUUAAUUAUAUCAUUUUGGUCUUUUACAAAAGCCUAUUAGGUUUUUAUUUCAUUUUAUGUUCUUGCAAUUGCAAAGCUUGAUUGUUGUGUAGCCACCACAGCUUUUCGUGGCCUUAUCACAUCCCUUACUAAUAAUAUAGACGCAAUUCUUGCAGGUGGACAGAAAACUAGCUGGAAACAAUUUAUUUUACAUGUCUUACUUGAUGCGUGGCUGGGAGGGAUUGUUGGGUUACCGGGAGGGCUUGCAGAAAACACGCUCCAAGGCGUGGUUUCAGUAGACGAUGCACUGAUAACGUUUGAAACAGUUUCUUCUAACAUAUGUGAUGCUAUUGAAGAUACAACGACAAUAGCAGUGGAAAGUUUUGCUAACUUUGUCAAGGAACGUCUUGAUGACGAUGUCGAAAAUAAAGCCAUAGUGGACCAUAUAAAAAAUGGUGCAACGCAUGCUGCAAUGGCAGUUGGGAAGAAUUUGGCAAAAGUUGCUAAGAAAGUCGCGAAGAAAGUCAAUGACGGGGGGAAGGCACCAGCAAUCAAUGACGAUUCAUCAUCAAGAUUCACAUGA